This is a messenger RNA of Linum trigynum, 2308 nucleotides long. Lineage: Eukaryota; Viridiplantae; Streptophyta; Magnoliopsida; Malpighiales; Linaceae. The record is from the annotation of a GenBank genome assembly.
AUCAAUGAUAUACAAUUUUGUCAUUAACAUAUUGAAAGGAAUCAUUAAUAGUGUACAAUGACAUUAUUAGGAUUUUAAAAAGAAUUAAUAACAACAUGCAAGAACGUCAGUAAUUUUUUUUGAAAGAAAUUAUUAAUAACAUUAUUGCUUUGUUUUAAUGGGUGUCGGUGCCAAUUAUGAAAAAGAGAAAGAGUGAACAUUUUUUUUUUAAUUUUAUUAAAUAAUAGAUAAUAAUAUCUUAAUUGCCCUUUUGAUGGUUGGACUCAAGUUCCAUUUCGCGUGAUGGAAAUUGAAUUGAAUUGAACCCAAAUUUUUCUUUCUUUGAUCUCUUGUGUUUCCGUAUUAUAAGAUACCUCCCAAGCUAGCUAGGUAGCUACGUAGUUCCUGCCUUGAUGUUCUCGGCAACAAAAUUUUGAUACGUAAUCACAUUUAUUUAUUAAUACAACUCCAUAAUAAUUCUUGUAUGAUAACAACGUAACACUAGUUGCGGAAUUGAAGAACCCCGCCGAAACGAAAUGAAAAGCAUCUAGAGAAGCCAGUUAAUGAUCAAAGACGGAAGAGACCAAACAACGAGGCCAUUCAGCCAUUCACCCACAAAAUAUUAGUUCGCACAUCAUUCACUUAUAUUAUAUAAAUUCGCAAAAAGGCAAUAUGAUUAUGUAAGUUCAUCCCCAUCCCAGGCAGCUGAUUCCUUCCGGUUAAUUCUAAGUCGCCGAAGGAUGGCCGGGGAGGUUGAUCACAACAAUGGGGAUGUCGUAAUCGGCAAGAAGACAAGGAGUUUUUUGUCCCUCGGCGUCGGAUCCCGCUAUUUCCCACUCCGAGUGGGGAGAAUGGAAAUCUCAGCCUCCGCCGCCGCCGCGCUCGGAAUGGGAUUCUUCUGCCUUCUGCUCUGGGUUAUGGUGAUCUACCCUUCUCCAAGUUCGACCCCUCCGCCGGCAGGUCCCUUCUCCCCAGCGACUUCUCCAAAUCCAGAGGAUGACACAAAAAUGCAGCAGCAUGACAUUAGCGAGGACCCCGAACUGAUCAAAGUAGUGCAAAAUGCCAAGAUGACGACGACGGCCGUCGGGAAAGGAAGCCUGCCGCCGUCGGAGAUGGUGAUCAUCACCACCAUCAACAAGGCGUGGGCCGAGCCAGGUUCGAUUCUGGACCUGUUUCUGGAGAGCUUCUGGAGCGGGGACGGGACCCAAGAACUGGUGAGGCAUUUGGUAAUCGUGUCACUGGACCAAAAAGCCCACCAAUACUGCCAAGCCGUACAUCCACACUGUUACGCACUGACCACACCCGGAGUCAGUUUCACGGGGACCCCCGCCACGUUCAAGAGCGACGAGUUCAUGCGCAUGGUCUGGCGCAGAAUGGAGUUCUACACCUCCGUUUUAAAAUUGGGGAUUGACUUCGUUUUCACGGAUGUGGACAUAGUGUGGUUCCGAAAUCCAUUCCCGCACUUCCACGAAGACGCCGACUUCCAGAUCGCCUGCGACAUCUACACCGGCGACGACUCGGAGCUCCACUACAACAGCAUGAACGGCGGGUUCGGGUUCGUGAGGUCGAACGACCGAGCCCGUCGGUUCUUCCAGCACUGGUACGACUCCAGGGAGAGGUUCCCGGGGAUGCACGAGCAGGACGUGCUGAACAAGAUCAAGGACGAGCCUUUCAUCGACGAGAUCGGGCUGCGGGUUAAGGUCCUCGACACCGAUCACUUCGGCGGGAUCUGCCAGCCGAUCAAGGACCUCAACGUCGGCUGCACCAUGCACGCCACGUGCUGCAUCGGCAUGGAGUCGAAGAUUCGAGCGCUGACGGCGAUUCUUCAGGAUUGGAAGCACUUCUCUUCUUCGCCUCCGGAGUCUAGGAACUCGACGUCGUUUGCUUGGAAACCUGAACGCACCGGCUGCUGGAUUUGAAAUUUCAGCAAAUAAUGCUUUCGUUGUGUGUUUUGUGUAUUUUUGUGAAGCUUGAAUUCUGCCUGUGAUGAAAUGCAGAAUAUAAGCAUGCAGGCAAGCUUUCAGAAGCUGUAAUCAUGAAUUCAGUUUGAUAAUGUGUAGUAGAACCUUGGAUGUGCAAAUAAUUUGUCUAUAGCCACAAUCUCAUACGUCAAAAUAAAAUGUGGGAAUAUAUAUAUGGUGGCGUCUUUAGUGUUGGGCGCAACGGGUGAGAAUAGCGGGUAAAUAUAUUGAACUAAUAAAUCACACGCUUGUAAAAAGUUCACAGGUAAGUUGGACCUGGUGGCAGAGCCUCCAGAAUUACGGUAACCAACUUACUUAGAUCAAUUUACUUCGGUAAUUUAAUAAUGCAAUAUACUACGACUAUUCUC